AUGGCUGAUAUCGUACAGUUAUUAUUUACAUUAGUACAGACCGGCGAAGACCUUUCCUCAGCAGAGCCACAAAUUCAGUCGGAGUUCCUUAAAUUGAUUUCCAAUCCAGAAUUUUAUUCUUUACCAUUAGAAGUCAUCGGCUAA
Molecule: messenger RNA, 144 nt
Organism: Trichomonas vaginalis G3
Lineage: Eukaryota; Parabasalia; Trichomonadida; Trichomonadidae
Exons: 1
Coding region: 1-144 (47 amino acids)
Source: RefSeq, a predicted model, not a curated record